AUAUUAACCCGGGAGGCGGCGGCGGGGAGGGGAGAGGCUCUGAGAGGCGAGGCCGGGUGAGGCGGAGAGGGCGGCCCGUCGGGCGCGGGACGGGACUGGGCAGCGCGGGCGCCGGGAGCCGCGGCCCGAAGUCGGGGCGCCUCGCCCCGGGCCCCCCAGCAUGAAGACCCCGGCGGACACAGGGUUUGCCUUCCCGGAUUGGGCCUACAAGCCGGAGUCGUCCCCUGGCUCAAGGCAGAUCCAGCUGUGGCACUUUAUCUUGGAGCUGCUGCGGAAGGAGGAGUACCAGGGCGUCAUCGCCUGGCAGGGGGACUACGGGGAGUUCGUCAUCAAGGACCCUGACGAGGUGGCCCGGCUCUGGGGCGUCCGCAAGUGCAAGCCCCAGAUGAACUAUGACAAGCUGAGCCGAGCCCUGCGCUAUUAUUACAACAAACGCAUUCUGCACAAGACCAAGGGGAAACGGUUCACCUACAAGUUCAACUUCAACAAACUGGUGCUGGUUAAUUACCCUUUCAUCGAUGUGGGGUUGGCUGUCUCCCCUCUCCUCUCAGGGGGUGCAGUGCCACAGAGUGCCCCUCCAGUGCCGUCUGGCGGAAGCCACUUCCGCUUCCCUCCCUCAACGCCCUCCGAGGUGCUGUCUCCCACUGAGGAUCCCCGCUCACCACCGGCCUGCUCUUCAUCUUCCUCCUCCCUCUUCUCCGCUGUGGUAGCCCGCCGUCUGGGGCGUGGCUCCGUCAGUGACUGUAGUGAUGGCACAUCAGAGUUGGAGGAGCCAUUGGGAGAGGACCCCCGGGCACGACCACCUGGCCCUCCAGAGCUGGGGGCCUUUCGAGGGCCCCCACUGGCCCGCCUGCCCCAUGACCCUGGUGUCUUCCGUGUCUAUCCCAGACCCCGGGGUGGCCCUGAGCCCCUCAGCCCUUUCCCUGUGUCUCCUCUGGCUGGGCCUGGCUCUCUGCUACCCCCUCAGCUCUCACCAGCCCUGCCCAUGACACCCACCCACCUGGCCUACACACCCUCGCCCACACUGAGUCCUAUGUACCCCAGUGGUGGUGGUGGCCCUAGCGGCUCAGGGGGAGGCUCACACUUCUCCUUCAGCCCCGAGGACAUGAAACGGUACCUGCAGGCCCAUACCCAAAGCGUCUACAACUACCACCUCAGCCCCCGCGCCUUCCUGCACUACCCUGGGCUAGUGGUGCCCCAGCCCCAGCGCCCCGACAAGUGCCCACUGCCGCCCAUGGCACCCGAGACCCCACCAGUCCAGUCCUCAGCCUCGUCCUCCUCUUCCUCCUCCUCUUCC
Messenger RNA from Chinchilla lanigera (long-tailed chinchilla), 1297 nucleotides. It is a transcript of the gene Erf, whose product is annotated as Ets2 repressor factor. Gene Ontology annotation, biological process: regulation of DNA-templated transcription. The record is from RefSeq and is a predicted model, not a curated record. NCBI's taxonomy places the organism in Eukaryota, Metazoa, Chordata, Mammalia, Rodentia, Chinchillidae. Gene Ontology annotation, molecular function: DNA-binding transcription factor activity; sequence-specific DNA binding; chromatin binding.